CUUAGGUCAGCUAGCUGCUAACAAGCAGAUGUAUUUGUGUGCCAUCAAAUCCCGCGUCUUUGCAUGGUCUGCUGCUACGCAUGUGGGCCGUUCGUUGUGCAAGAAAGAAGCAGUCUUGAUUACGGGAGCGCACAAUGGACGACGCUUCGGCCGCGCUUGGCGAGAAGGAGAGGCCUCACCCAGCUCCCCUACGUUCCACGGUUCCAGGAGCAAAAGCACCUGCCUAUGGUGGGAAUGAUGCGCUUCCUAGCUCAAUAUCAACUGCAACCAGAGCGUCCGCUAGAGCGUCGUCUUCAAGCAGCGGCACCAGCGCCUACGUCCCCAUGCAGCGUCGCCUGCUGUCCUUACACGGCACAGAUGACCGUGUCGUCCUCGACAUUGGCAGUCGCGUCACCAAGUUCGGCUUCAGCGGCGAGCCGACACCGCGUGGAAUCAUCAGUUCUAUUGUCCUACCGCCCGAAUGGAGCUCGUUCGAGAGAAAGGGUGACAAUGGCAAAGGAAAGGGCAAAGAGCGCGCUCUGGAAGAAGGCGAUCAGGACAUGUGCCUUUGGUCAUACGACCUUUCUCGAUGCGAAGGAGAGGCCGAGCGCAGAGCUGCACGGCGACUUUUGGAGGCUCAAGUCGAGGAGCUCAUCCGCAACAUUUAUGUACAGCAUCUCAGGGUUGAUACCAAACAGCGGCACGUCCUGAUCUUGGACUCUCCAUCAACUCCUCUACCACUACGAAAGGUGCUUCUUAAAGUACUCUUCUCUCAAUUCCGAGUACCCUCCGUUGCUUUUUUGUCUUCGCCUCUAAUGGCAUUAAUGGCAACAGGGCGCAUCACCGGUCUUGUUGUCGACGUCUCGGGCGGCGGUGCUCGUGCUGAGACAAGCAUCACCCCCAUAUAUUGCGGUCGGAUACUUGAAUCGGCGCGCACCGUCACGCCGACUGCGGGAAACAGCGUGCGGUGCAGACUCAAGAGGCUGCUUUUGUCCGAAGGGCGAUACUGCUACUGCACACAUGCUCGCCCAGCCAAUAGCAAUGGUCACGACGGCGCAUACAGCAAGCCGACACGGCACGUCGAGCGCAUUCCGCCAGACCUGCUCACAUCGCACGUAGUCGAAGAGCUCAUGACGCGUGUUUGCCUUGUAGCCAGAUUCGAUGCCUGCCCGAACCCUGAUGCGCCAAAGGACGACUCGGUCGAAAGUCUCAAGGCAAGGCACGCGUCCAAAGCAAGGGCCAAGACUCUUUGCGUGCCGGUUGCAUCCCUCCAAAGUGCGCAGGAAUGGAUCAAAGGAAGGGCUGAAUCACUUCUCGCGACCCAUAUGGCGAGCUUGGGGCCGAAUCGCAUCCCAUCAUCCACGGUCACUCUGACUACCUCUUUACGAGCGGACGCUAUGGUGCCAGGAACAACAUUCCCGCAGUCAGCUGUCUUGCUUGUCCCGGGAUGGGUCAGGGAAUGUGCUGCAGAGGUCAUGUUUGAAGAUGGGGAUCUUGAUGAGCCGAGCAUCUCAGAGGCAGUGCUGUCGAGCCUUUUGAAGCUACCGAUCGAUCUACGCCGGAACCUCGCAUCCCUUAUCCUCGUUACGGGAGGCAUGGCGAUGCUCCCAAGCUUGCCCCACCGGCUUGCGCAACAACUCGCUCUCAGCCUACAGACUCUCGCAUCGGAAAUUGAUUCUUCGAAGCCGCUGACACCUGCAGUGCUGCGCAAGGCCAACCGCUACGCCCCGCUACGCAACCUCGCCAGCUCGAUCGGGGUGCUGAACGACCAUGCACCCAAUUUGCCUCCAAUUCCCCCCCCUGACCUGCCACGGGAAGACAAGAGCCAAGUCAAAAAGACCCUCGUCGCGCCGCCCCCCAUGAGCGGGUCCGCACCCGUCUUUGCUGCCAACCUGUUACCGUGGAUUGGUGCCAGCAUCGUCGGUGCGUUGCAGACUACAUCGAUCUACGAGAUGAAGCGGGAAGAGUGGGAUGCAGAACAAGCAGCUCUCCAUGCGCCAUUGGGUCCAACAUUGCCUAUGCCUGUCACAUUCGGUCAAGGCUCCUUCAUGGGGGUCGUGGGCGGACUGGAAACAGGUGCUUUUGGCGGCUUGUCGGCGGUCAGUAGACACCUGAUGAGCCCGACCUCAGAGUCCACUCCGAGGUCUCCUCCGCUUGGCAGAUCGUUGACUGGAUCGCGAUGUUGAGCUCAGGGAAAAGGUGCCUUGCCUGACAUAUUGUUCCGAGGUCAAAAUCCCCACAAUGCCUAUACCACGAUGCGCGUCAAUGAUACAGAGUAGAAUAAAGAGUACGUCCUCAUUGCGGCGUGCAAUGUAUCUCGCAAGCGAUUGCUUCUUCCCACGGCAGUCCUUACUCGAUGAGUGGCGCCGUGCAUCGCUUCAAGUUCUUCUCGAGCAGGACUCCCAAAUCGCGGAGGACAAAUGCCAAAAUCACGCCGCCGAAAAAGUCGCUUACGCGCUUGAGCUUGACCUCGAUAACGGCUCGCGAUUCUGCAGAGACCAAGCCGUAGUGAUCCGGGCUGCCGCCAUUGUGCCCGGACAUGCCUAGGCCCGUCAUUUGAGCGCGGCCCAG
Tilletiaria anomala UBC 951 is the source of this 2550-nucleotide messenger RNA. RefSeq names its product actin-like ATPase domain-containing protein. The transcript has 3 exons. Lineage: Eukaryota; Fungi; Basidiomycota; Exobasidiomycetes; Georgefischeriales; Tilletiariaceae. The record is from RefSeq and is a predicted model, not a curated record. The coding region runs from base 135 to 2165 and encodes 676 amino acids. Gene Ontology annotation, biological process: microtubule-based movement.